AUGCACCGAUCAAUGGCAUAUUGAAGCACCAUGUCGGAGACAACGGAGGAGCAGCUGCCGCUGUAUCUAACGCCGCAGUUCUUUAGGCGCACCCUCGAGCACGGCCUGCAGCAGCAGGAUCUAAAGGUCCUGGCAGUACAACUGACGAAUCUGACGCGUGGCGGCGAGAACUACUGCAGCAACAUUUACCGGGCCAACAUUCAGUAUCGAAAUGCGGAGGGCAGACAUGUGGAGACAUCGCUGAUUGUCAAGUCCAUGCCGGACGAGAAGCAGGCCAUACUGGCUCGACUGCACAUCUACAACAAGGAGAGUGUCUUCUAUAUGCACAUUAAGCCAAAGCUGGAGACGCUCAUGUGGGGCAGAAGCGACACCACAGAGCCCUGGACAUUGGGUGCGAGACACUACUACUCAACCACACAGCCAGAGCAGACCAUCGUCUUUGAGGACCUUUGCUCGGAGGGAUACCAGUUGAAAUGUCGUCAACUCGGCCUGGACAUGGAUCAUGCGACGCUUCUGAUGCGCAAACUGGCAGAAUAUCAUGCCCUAACGAUGGUAAUGGCCGAGCACGAGCCAGAGACCAUCGUCGACCGCUAUCCCUUUGGACUGCUGCACAUGGAUGCCAUCAAGUCAGAGCCCUUCAAGUUGCUCUUUGGCACGCAGCUCCUGAAACUGGCAGCUCUCGUGGGCGAUAUCGAGGGUUUUGGGGCCAUAACCUCGAAGCUUUAUCGCUAUCACGAGCACUUCACAGAGCGCAUCCUCAAGUCUGUGUAUCCGUUGAGGGGAAAUCUGAAUGUGCUCAACCAUGGCGAUCUGUGGGUGAACAAUAUAUUCUUCAAAUACAAUCAGGAAUACAAAGUGGAGCAAGUCAAGAUUAUCGACUUUCAGCUCUGUUUCUACGGCAGCCUGGGCUUUGACAUCAACUACUUCCUGAACACCAGCCUGGAGCUGGAGGUGCUGCGUAGCCAGCGUCAGCGCCUCAUCGACAUCUACUACGAGGCACUGGUGGCGUGUCUGGAGCGGCUGCCCUGGUCCAAGCCACUGCCCACGCAUGAUGCCGUCGUGUCUGAGAUAAAGGCACGCGAGGCUUAUGGGUUCUUUGUGGCCUUUGGCUUCUUUCCGCUGAUGAGCAUGAUUGGCGUCGACUCGGAGGAUAACUCUCUGAAGAACUUUCACGACGAGGCCUUUGCCCGACAGAAGGUGCAGCUGAUGUUUGAGGGAAAUGCACGUACCCUGGAGAGCUUGAAGUGCACGCUGAAACGUCUCGACGAGCUGCAUCUGUUCGACUGAACGUUUGUAAUUGUUUAUAAAAAACAAC
Messenger RNA from Drosophila subobscura, 1315 nucleotides. RefSeq lists its product as uncharacterized. The transcript has 3 exons. NCBI's taxonomy places the organism in Eukaryota, Metazoa, Arthropoda, Insecta, Diptera, Drosophilidae. The record is from RefSeq and is a predicted model, not a curated record. The coding region runs from base 31 to 1287 and encodes 418 amino acids.